UCCACGCAGCUUUCGUGCCAUCUCGAAGGGUUGAGAUUCACGGUGCCUGGUCUUUUGACCACCAUCUCCGGAUCGUUAGACGUCCAGUGCCGGUGUAGUAUGCAGUGUGUGGGCGGUAGCUUUUGCCUGAUGCUGAUCUGGAUCCCGGUGAUGGUUAUGGCUCAGAACAGGAACGCGGACCCACUGAGCCUGGGCGAGAUUGACCCUCAGUGCUGGGAGAGCUCCUCUCUUGCCCUGGUCGAGCUCAAGAAACUGCGAGUCGCCGAAACAGUCAGCGGCCUCUGGGACUUCAUGAUCUUUCUGAAACUCUCGGAAAAACCCAAGCACGCUGCCCUGUUCAUCGACCUGGCUCAGCUCUUCUGGGAUAUCUACGUGGACUGCGUGCUGUCCAGAUCUCAUGGACUGGGCAGAAGGCAGAUCGUAGCAGGAUAUACAUUCCGGUAUCCACAGUACUCAACAGGCUUGGCACGCUCAAGCGACAAGGAGUUGAAGUUUUAAACAUCGUCGAAGAACUCGAGUCCCGAAUUACCAGCUAAAAGCAAGGCUGUCCGUUCCACCCACCGUGACAAUGAGUGAACACACAGAUAAAUAUUCUUUCAAUUUACCACUAAAACAACCUCUUUUUAAAAAUAACCUUGUAAUCCAAUAUUCAAAUGAAAAUGAGCGGAAAGGUUUUGUUUUAUUGAAUCCGCGACUGAAAUUAGCCGAAUGCUCCAUGGAUGGAUGAAAUAUAUAAUAGCUUAUUUCACAUUUCACCGAAACACUGUUCCCAAAAGUUAAGGUAUAAUUUUCAACCAGAGUAGUGUCUUUUCAAUGUUUUCUUCUUCUAAUUUGUUGUGAACUAAACAGUGACCCACCCUACUGUUGAGUUUUCUCUUAAAGUCUGUGAAAGGAUGUUAUGGAGCCCAAUUAACUCAAACAGCACCGCAAUGUGGUUUCUGUUUGAAAGGGAUGUAAAAGAGACGAUAUAAUUUUUUAAGGGAUACCCAAAGUCUCUCGUGCUGAAUGAUGAAUAGUUCUACCACAACCACUCAACUUCAGACCAGAUUCUUUUCAUUCCAAAACUAUGAAAUGUCCUCCUUCUUCGAAGGAGGGGCUUUCCUUCCUCCACCAUCAAUGCUGCCCUCACCCGCAUCUCUCCUAUUUCACACACGUCCGCCCUCACUCGCCUCCUCCUUCCCUAUUCCCAAUCCUGUUUCCCUUCCUCACCUCAUCUCCUUACUUGCGGGUAUCACCUCCCUUUGUUGCUCCACCCCUUCCCCUUCCAUAUCUUCUUCCCUCUCCUGUCAGAUUCCCCUUUCUCUGGCCCUUCAUUGCUGUCACCUAUCAGCUUCCUAGCUCUUUACCUCACUCUUCCCCCGCCCCACUCUCCGGGCUUCACUUAUCACCUACUAGCUUGUAUUUCUUCCUCGACACCCCCACCUCUGGCUCUAACCUCCUCUUUUCUUCAGUCCUGAUGAAGGGUCCUGGUCUGAAACGUCGAAGGUUUACUCUUUUCCAUAGAUGCUGCCUGGCCUGCUGAGUUCCUCAAGCAUUUUGUGCGUGUUGUUCAGACCAGAUUAGAGUCUUGGUUAAAGUACGGGCAUAAGAGCUGAAUUCUGUGGUUGAGGCAUGAGUGACCAUCCUUGAUAUCAAGAAAGUAGAGUCAUUGUUUUGACCAGUGUAGAAAUAAGCCCUUCUUGCAAAUUGAUCUUGAGAUCUUGAUGGUAAAUAGGAGGGGAAAAAAAAGCACAAAACCGAGAAGUUGGUUGUGGCAGUUGAAAGCUAGUCAACUCAAUCUCAGUACUGUACAGUAAUACAGUAGGCCCAGAACUCCUGGCAACAUUCCUACUUCAUUACAGGGUCAGAGAAAGGUUGAUGCUGAUGAAUUAGAAUCAGACUUGGUUGUUUUGUGGCAGCAGUAUAGUGCAAAACCAUUACAUCAAAAUAAAUUACAUAUGUAAAUAAGUAGUUUAAAUGACAGAAUGAUGAGGUAGUGUUCAUAGCUUCAUGGACUGUUCAGAAAUCUAAUGAAGGAGGGGGAAAAAGCUGUUCCUAAAGAAUUGAAUGUGUGUCUUUAGACUCCUGUGCUCCCUCCCUGAUGGUAGUAAUCAGAAGAGAGCAUGUUUUGGAUGUUGAGGAUCUUUCGUGAUGAAUUCUACCUUCAUGAGGCACUGCCUCUUUAUGAUGUCCUCAAUGGUGGGGAUGUUUGUGCCUGUGAUGUAGCUGGCUCAGUCUGUAGACUGUACUCUGCAACCUUUUACAAUCUUAUGCAUUGGAACCUCCAAACCAGACUGUGGUGCACCAGUCAGAAGGUUACAUCGAUAGAAAUUUGUGCCUUUGGUGACAUGAUUAAAGUCCUAACAGUGUGGAGCCACUGGCAUGGUGUGCCUUCUUUGUGAUUGCAUCAAUUUGUUGGGUGCAGGAUAGAUUCUCACAAGAUGAUGAUGCCCAGGAACUUGAAGCUGGUCACUGUUUUAAUUGCUAAUCCUUCAAUGAGAACUGGUGUGUGUUCUCCCAACUUCCCCUUCCCAAAGUCUGGAAUAAAUUCCUUGGUCUUGCUUAUGCUGAGUGUGAGGUUGUUAUUGUGACACCACUCACCCAGCCAAUGUAUCUCACUCCUAUAUGCCUCAUCAUCAUCUCAGUGGUUGAUAUCAUCUCCGACACAGAUGAUUACACCAAGCAACACACAUAGAAUGCUGGUGGAACUCAGCAGGUCAGGCAGCAUUGAUGGAAAUGAAUAAAUAGUCGAUGUUUGGGGCCAAGACCCUUCUUCAGGACUGGAAAUGAAGGGGAAUAUUCCUGAAUAAGGUGGGGGGAGGGGAAGGACGACAAGCUAGAAGGUGAUAGGUGAAGGCAGGUGGCUAGAGGAGGAGGAUGAAGUAAGAAGCUAUGAGGUGAUAAGUGAAAAGGGCAAAUACCUGGACAGUAGGAAUCUGAUAGGAGAGGAGAGUGGAUAAUGGGAGAAAGGGGAGGAGGAGGGGCACUGAGGAAGGUGACAGGCAGGUGAGAAGAUGAUGUGAGGGAAAUAAAGAAGAGGGAAGGGGGAGGGGAAUAUACCAGAAGUUGGAAAAAUCAAUGCUCAUACCUAGACGGAUCAUGAGGUGUUGCUCCAUGAACCUGAGUGGCCUCAUCAUGGUAGAAGAGGACACCCUAGGCCAACAUGUUGGAAUAGGAAUUGAAAUGGUUGGCCACCAGAAAGUUCCACUUUUUGAGAAUGGAGCUGAGGUGCUUGACAAAGUGGCCCCCCAAUCCAAUGUAGAGGAGGCUAUAUCAGGAGAUGACCCCAGCAGAUUCACAGGUGAAGUAUUACCUCCCUGGAAAGACAGUUUGGCAUCAUAAAUGGUGAUGAGGGAGUUGAAUGGGCAGGUCUUGCAUUUCUACCAUUUACAGGGAUAAAUGCCAGUUGGAAGAUUAGUGGGGACGAAUGAAUGGAUAAAGGAAUCACAGAAGGAGUGACCCUUACAUGUCUAUGCAAUGUUUAGGCACCUCAGCAAUUCCACCCCUAUAACAACAUACCUGAAAUACAUUCUGGCUUGAUUAACGAGUGACAAGCAGCGUUUGUGUACAAUGCUGGCAAAUAACUUUUCCAACAGGAGUUUGCCCAAUUGUAUCCUUAUGACAUUUAAAAGUUGCUGGUGAAUGCAGCAGGCCAGGCAGCAUC
Messenger RNA from Mobula hypostoma (lesser devil ray), 3643 nucleotides. RefSeq names its product protein FAM237A-like. The transcript is spliced from 3 exons. Bases 100 to 498 code for a protein of 132 amino acids. The record is from RefSeq and is a predicted model, not a curated record. NCBI's taxonomy places the organism in Eukaryota, Metazoa, Chordata, Chondrichthyes, Myliobatiformes, Myliobatidae.